AUAAUUCAUUAGUCAGAAUUCAUACUAAAACGUAAAAUGGUGACUGAAAGUGAAAACGUUACUAAAGUAAUGCCUUACGGCUUAGACGAUGUUUUGUCUGAGAAACAGAUCCAGCACAUCAUGAAACAAUGGGCCACUGAACAUAAUAUUGAAGCAGCCGAGGACUGGGUUCUAGAAGGCUCUGAAAUAAAACCAGCUACUGAAGGAAUAGCAGGUUUCCUUGGUGAUCAUAUAAGAGUAAAAUUGAUCGUGAGAAGAGGUGCGGAUAAGGAGGAAACAAUAUACCUGUUUGUGAAAAUGAUACCGAAGUGCAAUCAACCAAAAGCUAACUUCAUUGAUCAGAAUAACUUUUAUAGGCGGGAGAUGAUUAUGUACAAGAUGUUUGAAGAAUUGGGUGGAUCUAAUGGCCCUGAAGCAUGGCAUCCGAAAUGUUACAUAUGCAACGAGACAGUGGUGGUGAUGCCAGAUUUAGUGAUCGAAGGAUAUACACAGUGUCCGCCAUUAAUGUAUUUGGAUUAUGAACACACUUUUCUCACUGCGGCUUCAUUAGCGCGGUUCCACGCGUCGGUUGCUAACUACGAGACCAAAAGAAGCUUGUUACAGAAUCGCCCUUACAGCAUGAUUCAAGACUACGCUGAUACUAUGGCUGAGCCCAGUUUCAAAGACACACCAUGGCUCAGAGCAGCUGCUAAGCUCACAGUCAAUUUCUUGAAAGUGUUCUCUGUAAAGCAAAACAACAUCGAAAACCUUGAAAACCAACUUGUGAAGUUGUUUCUAGAAGCAUGUGACAGUUUCAAAGAAUACGAUAAUACACUAAACGUGGUGGCUCAUAAGGAUUUAUGGACCAACAACAUCAUGUUCUAUUACAAAGAUGGCAAGCCAGUGAAGUCUUUGCUGUUAGACUUCCAAUGCUUGCGGUACGGCCCACCAGGCUUUGAUGUCAUGACAUUCAUUUACCUCAACACAAGUGCCGCUUUCCGUCACACAUUCGAGCGCAGCUUGCUUCAGCAUUACUACGAUGUGUUUGACAAGACGGUGAAUGAGGACACAAAGAAAAGACUGCAGAAUUUGGGAUACACUUUUGAGGAGUUCUGUAAGUGGUGUGAAAAGGGUCGUAUGUUUGGUAUAUUGGAGGCAGUUGCAAUUUUUCCCUACACUUUGAUGGAGCCUAGAGCAGCUCAGGAAUGUUUUGAUAAUCCGAAAACGUACGAAUAUUAUUGUGACGUGGACCGCACGGCGCCCGUCGUGGGCCACGCUCACGAGAGUCGCAUUUACAAAGAAAGAAUAUUGGAGACGUGUGAAGAGUUCGUUCAAAGAUAUGUGUUAGACAAAUGAAGUCAGAGUCAUGUUGCUAGUUAAACAAAAUAUUCUGACUAUGUGACUAAUAUUUUUUUUAGAUUUUACUUUUAAUGUAGGUAACGGUG
Messenger RNA from Plutella xylostella (diamondback moth), 1424 nucleotides. RefSeq lists its product as uncharacterized. NCBI's taxonomy places the organism in Eukaryota, Metazoa, Arthropoda, Insecta, Lepidoptera, Plutellidae. The record is from RefSeq and is a predicted model, not a curated record.